Molecule: messenger RNA, 1327 nt
Organism: Salvelinus sp. IW2-2015
Lineage: Eukaryota; Metazoa; Chordata; Actinopteri; Salmoniformes; Salmonidae
Product: protein FAM167A-like
Source: RefSeq, a predicted model, not a curated record
CACUCCUGCUGCAUCACACUAACACAUGACUGACGCCACUCCACUGUCCCACAGAGGAGGGGGAAGAAAACAGAGGAGAACCUCUUAAGUUUCCAGUCCAGGACAGAACUACCACUGACAUKAGAGAGGACACAAGGAAGUGAGAGCAGUGAAGCAGAAAGAGAAGAACUCUCCAGAAAACACUGUGUCUCGCUACAGCCGAGAGAAGCUUAGACCAAACAUAGAUUCUAUAGGGACACUGAUUGGUUUUUAGCUCAGAUUGUAGAACUUGAAGCCUGUCAUGAUGGAAGUGGUCCUGACUWGACUGGGAGAUCUCUCCUCUAAAGACGCCACCUUUGAUGCCUGUAAGUCAGCCGGGCCCGUUGUGUCCAGGGACCCACGGACCACCAGAGACCCCUGCCUGGAGGAAGAGCUCCAGAUGGAGGGCUGCAUUCCCGGAGAAAAGGGCAGCUGCCCCUACAAAACUGUACAUUGAGAGUGCACUGGCCUGGCUGCACAGGGAACUGAUGGAGAUGCAAUCUCAGGACCAGGCCUUGAUACAACAGCUGAUGGACCCUCACACAGCAAUCCAAGAGCUCAAGCUUGAGAGUGGCGAGGAAGAGGAGAAGGAGGAGUAGGAAGAAAAGGAAAAGGAGGAUGAGGAGACAGAGGAGGAUAGGAGCUGGGACUUUGAGAGCGAGGCAGGGGGCAGUGGUAGUAGUGUUUACUCCAGCUCAGGGGAAGUGGGUUUUUCCAUAUCCUGCCUGUCCAAUAGAAUGACACCAUCUCCUCUUGGGUCAUCUCUACCAAAAAGGACUUUCAGCAGAAGAAGCUCUGUGCCUUAAUAAAACCACAAAAAGUACUCUCUUAUGGACUGACCACAUAGUCAAUGUCAGGCGUAUACCACAAUAUCAUCUAUAUCAUCUAUGCUCACGUGCGUGUGAGGGAAUAAUUCAACGUCUGAGACUGCAGAGCUUAAGUAAGCUGUGUCAUUUUAAACUCUAACUAGAUGGGAGAAACAACAACAGCUGCUAUCACUGUACAAAGGUCAUAAAGGUAUCAUAGUACAUUUAAGAGAGAAUAACCAUUACUUAUGGUAGCAUAUUGCCUGUAAUGUCUCAACAAUUUCAAUAUCAUGGCUGCAUAUCAUUCCAAUAAGCUCUAAUACUCUUCCAUAUGACUUGAAACGGUCUGUUGUUACUGAAAUACAGUAUUUGUAGAAGGUCAAAUUAAUAUGCAGUUUGUAUCAUCCACCCACAUGCUGUAUAUAUUGAUUUGUUGUACAACACUGUAAUUGCGCACCGAUGUUUAUAGACUAAAACAUGAAUGUCAGUAACAUACAGUGUAA